CCAAGAGGCUGCGGUUGGCCAUGGCCUCAGACUCCACCGUAAGCCUUUCUGACCUGCUCUGUUCCUGGGAGGAGGACCGAAAGUUGGUCCUACGUGGCUGGUCCCUCGUCUUCAUCUUCCUGGCAACUUUGUUGGUGUUCAGCGUGGUGGAUGGGCGGAUAGCCUACUUGCAAGGUCCGUACACGGGCUUCAUCGGCCUCUGGAUUGACUGCAGGAGGCAUAAGUGUGCCAACGUGGGCCAAUUCACUGUUUACAUUCACAUGAGCAAGGGCUUCAUAUUUCUGGCCCUGGCACUAUGCCUCAUCCUCCUGCCCACCAUGUUCCUCUCCUUCCGACCAGUCUGCCGCCGACUGAACAAGAUAGACUUCAUCUUCAGUUUCCUCAGCACUGGCAUCGUGCAGGGCUCCUGAUUCUCCUCAGCCUGACGCUCUUUGUCGUCAACUGCAAUAGGCUGCGCCCGAGGCCACAGGAACUUUGUCGUUCCUCAACCAAGUGCGGAUGUGGAACUACAGUACGCCUUUCAUGGAGCGGAGGCUCAGCUACUUUCGUUGGGCCUCGCGACACCACUCGUUGCAGUUGCAGCACUUGGAGCCCGCCCAGAAGCUGUCUGCUGCAAGCAGCUUUGUGAACUACCAUGGGGCUCCCCAACAGAGGGACGCCGCAACUUCUCAGGACACUGAUGAGUCCCCGCGGCCAGAUGCCUCUACCUCUGUCCCUGAGGCUCAGUUUCCAUCAGACCUCCCUUGAGGUCCCAUACUUCCCCUGAGAGCAGGUAGCACUCUCGGGCCACAAGUGGCAAGCCCCGCUCCCCGCGCUAGGGCCCACUCCUUGCUGCCUGAGUCUUGGCUGGGACCGUACUCUGGAAGUCCUCCAAUAUUCUCAGCUGUGGCUAUGUCCCUCUGAGCAGACACUGGUUUGUGGUCCCAAGCUGAGGGAGCAGUGUGGUCCUUUUCCCAAGCUGGGCGAUGCUCCGCCCCACAGGGCAUGCCCCUAAGCCACUCUUCAUCCUUUGGUCCAGCCCUACCAGAGACAUCCAGGGGCCCCAGGUGGACACUAUGCAGCCUAGCCUUGGGGGCAGUCCCUGCCCUUCUGUGGACAGAGCCCUCCCCAGGAAGUCAAGGCUUAAUUAAUGUAACACCCCUGCCC
This is a messenger RNA of Grammomys surdaster, 1146 nucleotides long. RefSeq lists its product as uncharacterized. The record is from RefSeq and is a predicted model, not a curated record. Lineage: Eukaryota; Metazoa; Chordata; Mammalia; Rodentia; Muridae. The coding region runs from base 21 to 410 and encodes 129 amino acids. The transcript is spliced from 5 exons.